This is a messenger RNA of Vicia villosa (hairy vetch), 1198 nucleotides long. RefSeq names its product zinc-finger homeodomain protein 2-like. Lineage: Eukaryota; Viridiplantae; Streptophyta; Magnoliopsida; Fabales; Fabaceae. Bases 141 to 944 code for a protein of 267 amino acids. The record is from RefSeq and is a predicted model, not a curated record. The transcript has a single exon. Gene Ontology annotation, biological process: regulation of developmental process; regulation of DNA-templated transcription. Gene Ontology annotation, cellular component: nucleus. Gene Ontology annotation, molecular function: transcription cis-regulatory region binding; DNA-binding transcription factor activity.
UCAGUGAAAGUGUGAAACUGAAUUCAUGUAGAUCUUCAUUCUCUUCUCUCAAAUUCUCAAACACUUAACUAUAGAUAAAUAAAUAAACAAAUUAAAAAAAAAAAUUAAUUGUUGAAAAUUAUUUCUCUUUGAAGAGUGAAAUGGAAUUCGAUGAACCAGAGGAACAUGAAGAGGAGAUGGAGAUUCCGGAAACACCCAUGCCGGUGCCGGCGAGUUACGACUCACUCGGAAACUCAGCUUCACGGUCAAAACUCUCCGGUGAAGUUGACGGACGGAAAGGUAGCGGUAACGGUAAUGGUAACGGUAACGGUGGUGGUUUUUCCUCGACGGUGAAGUAUAGAGAAUGUCAGAAGAAUCAUGCCGUCAGCUUCGGUGGCCACGCUGUUGACGGUUGCUGCGAGUUCAUUUCCGCCGGUGAAGAAGGAACACUUGAAGCCGUGAUUUGCGCUGCUUGUAACUGUCACCGGAACUUCCACCGUAAAGAGAUCGACGGAGAGACGGUUAGUUCGUGUCAGCGGCAGCAACCUCCACCGCCGCCGCAACCAUAUCACCAUCACCAGUUUUCACCUUACUACCACCGAGGUCCUCCUUCUACCUCCGGUUACCUCCACCACCACUUAGCAACUCCGGUGGCGCAUCACAGACCUUUGGCUCUCCCAGCCACUGCUUCCGGUGGAUUCAGCAGAGAAGAUGAUGAUAUUUCAAACCCUAGCAGCAGCGGCGGAGGAGGAAACGGUUCCGGUGGAUCAAAGAAGAGAUUCCGAACAAAAUUCACGCAGGAACAGAAAGAGAAGCUCUUGGCUUUUGCGGAAGAACACGGUUGGAGAAUUCAGAAACAAGAUGAAGCUGCUAUAGAACAGUUUUGUGCUGAGAAUUGUGUGAAGAGAAAUGUUCUUAAAGUUUGGAUGCACAAUAACAAGAACACUCUUGGUAAGAAACCCUAAUUUGUGUUUUUAUUAUUCUAAAUUUUCUAAUUAAUUUCUUCUAUGUGGUUAUUAAGCAAUUUUGAUCUCUCUAGAGAGAGUGAUUUGUGUGAAAAAUAAAAAUGAGAAGGAAAAAAAAACAAAAAAAUUUAGUUUGAGAUUUUUAUGUAAAAGAUCAAACUAGCUAGCUAGUUAGGGUUCUUAUUCUUGUAAGUUCUUUAUUUGGUUAAUUAAUUAAAUAAUUUUGUUUAGUUUAUUUUAUGGGACUUUAGUGA